Molecule: messenger RNA, 358 nt
Organism: Staurois parvus
Lineage: Eukaryota; Metazoa; Chordata; Amphibia; Anura; Ranidae
Source: the annotation of a GenBank genome assembly
AUGCAGACUGCUUCUACAAACAUUAAUGAAAUAAUGGGGCACUCUCAGGAGCUCAGUGAAUUCAAGCGUGGUACCGUGAUAGGUCGCCACCUGUGCAAUAAGUGCAUCCGUGAAAUUUCUUUGCUACUAAAUAUUCCACGGUCAACUGUUAGUGGUAUUAUAACAAAGUGGAAGCAACUGGGAACAACAGCAACUCAGCCACGAAGUGGUAGGCCACUUAAAGUGACAGAGUGAGGUCAGCGCAUGCUGAAGCGCACAGUGCAUAAAAGUUUCCAACUGUCUGCAAAGUCAAACUUCUUUUCCAGUGAAGGGAACUCUUAAGGCGUCAGCAUACCAAGACAUUUUAGACAAUUUCACG